AUGGCCACUGAUCGAACGCCCAAGUAUCGGCAGGAAAUCCAGCAGAUGAUGUUCGUCUCUGGGGAGACUGCCGAACCUUCUGUCGAAACAACAACCUUGAUUGAAGAAAUUGUCCGCCAGCAAGUUAUUGAAAUACUCGUGCGAAGCACAACGUUAGCUGCGCGCCGUGGAGUCCGCGCCAUCUCUACUGAUGAUUUAAUAUUCUUGAUUCGACAUGACAAGGCUAAAGUGUCGCGUCUCAAAACCUUUCUCUCCUGGAAAGAUGUCCGUAAGAACGUCAAAGAUUCCGACGACAAAGGCGGCGCCGAUGCUGCGGACUUCGCAGGGGCCGAUGAUCCCAUUGCUGGAGGCGUUGUCGCUGGACCCCAGGAUGGGCCCUCUAAGCCUAAGAACAAAAGAGCGCGCGUUGGCCUUGCGUGGGAUGUGAAUAGCUUCUAUUCCAUCCAGGUGCCCGAACGUGAAGAUGAAGAAGAUGAAGAAGAAGAGGAGCAGAACUACGCCACCCUUCAGCGUCUUGCAGCAGCGGAUGAGCGCACAAAACAUAUGACUAGGGAAGAAUAUGUGUUCUGGUCAGAAUGCCGUCAAGCAUCGUUCACCUACCGCAAAAGCAAGCGUUUCCGGGAGUGGGCUGGCUUUGGUAUCGUGACAGAAUCGAAACCCAAUGACGAUAUCGUUGACAUCCUCGGGUUCUUGACCUUUGAGAUUGUCCAGACGCUCACGGAAGAAGCUCUCAAGGUCAAGGAACGCGAGGAUCGUGAGAAGAUUCGGCGAGGGGGGGCUGAGAGCGGAGCAGGUGAAAACAACAAGAAGCGUAAGCGCGAGACGGGUCUUUUCGAUCCUCCUGAGGAGGGACGCACGCCAGUUGAACCUAGACAUAUUCGUGAGGCUUAUCGUAAACUUCAAGCGACCCCGAACAAGAACAUUGCGAUGCUUCUUCACAAUGGCCGUAUCCCGCCUCGGAUGCCUUUGAGAUUGAUUUGA
Molecule: messenger RNA, 981 nt
Organism: Aspergillus clavatus NRRL 1
Lineage: Eukaryota; Fungi; Ascomycota; Eurotiomycetes; Eurotiales; Aspergillaceae
Product: transcriptional regulator SPT3
Exons: 4
Coding region: 1-981 (326 amino acids)
Biological process (GO): transcription by RNA polymerase II
Cellular component (GO): SAGA complex
Molecular function (GO): protein heterodimerization activity; transcription coregulator activity
Source: RefSeq, a predicted model, not a curated record